Messenger RNA from Rangifer tarandus platyrhynchus (Svalbard reindeer), 1062 nucleotides. Lineage: Eukaryota; Metazoa; Chordata; Mammalia; Artiodactyla; Cervidae. The record is from the annotation of a GenBank genome assembly.
AUGGAGCUCACCAUACUCCUUCUCCUUGCUCUGCUCACCGGACUCUGGGUCCUCCUGGCCAGAGGCCGCCCAAAGGCCCAUGGCCGCCUCCCGCCUGGCCCCCGUCCUCUGCCCUUCCUGGGGAACCUUCUGCAGAUGGACAGAAAAGGCCUGCUCAAAUCCUUCCUGAGGUUCCAACAGAAAUAUGGGGAUGUCUUCACGGUGUACCUGGGGCCGAGGCCAGUGGUCAUCAUAUGUGGGACAGAGGCCAUUCGGGAGGCCCUGGUGGACCAGGCCGAGGCCUUCUCUGGCCGAGCGAAGAUCGCCGUUAUUGACCCAAUUGUCCACGGAUAUGAUGUUGUCUUUGCCACCGGGGAACGUUGGAAGGCCCUUCGGCGAUUCUCUCUGGCCACCACGAGGGACUUCGGGAUGGGAAAGCGGAGCGUGGAGGAGCGGAUUCAGGAGGAGGCUCAGUGUCUGGUUGAGGAGCUGCGGAAAACCCCGGGAGCCCUCCAGGAUCCCGUCUUCUACUUCCACUCCAUCACCGCCAACAUCUGCUCCAUUGUCUUCGGAAAACGCUUUGACUACAGAGAUCCUGAGUUCCUGAGGCUGCUGGACUUGUUCUUCCAAUCUUUCGUGCUCAUCAGCUCCCUGUCCAGCCAGGUGUUCGAACUCUACCCCAGCUUCCUGAAGUACUUUCCUGGCUCACACAGGCAAAUCUACAAAAACCUGCAGGAAAUCAACGUCUUCAUUGGCCGCAGCGUGGAGAAGCACCGUGAGACCCUCGACCCCAAUGCCCCCCAGGAUUUCAUUGACUGCUACCUGCUCCGCAUGGAAAAAGAUAAGUCCGACCCCCAAAGCCACUUUGAUCAUCAGAACCUCAUCAUGUCUGUUCUGUCGCUCUUCUUUGCUGGCACGGAGACAACCAGCACCACGCUCCGUUACGGGUUCCUGCUGAUGCUCAAGUACCCGCACAUCGCAGUGUUUCCACUCAUGAAUUGGAGAAGGAAAUGGCAACCCACUGCAGUGUUCUUGCCUGGAGAAUCAUGUGGACAGAGGAGCCUGGUGGGCUGCUGUCAAUAG